AGCCCCCCCAACCCUGCCGGGGGUCCUGCAGGUGGGAGGUGCUGGGUGACUUUGGGCGUCCGCACAGCCUGGGGAGGGUGACUGUGUAGUGUAGUCCCGGCAGGUUAGCUUUCCUUCUUUUCGGGUUGUAGGCCUGUGCUGCAAACAUGAUCCGCCAGAUCAUCGGUCAGGCCAAGAAGCAUCCUAGCUUGAUCCCCCUUUUCCUGUUUAUUGGAGCGGGAGGUACUGGAGCCGCACUGUAUUUGACACGUCUGGCACUGUUCAAUCCGGAUGUCAGUUGGGACAGAAAGAAUAACCCAGAACCCUGGAAUAAAUUGGGUCCUAAUGACCAAUACAAGUUCUACUCAGUGAAUGUAGAUUACAGCAAACUGAAGAAAGAAGGUCCCGACUUCUAAGUGAAAUGGUUCACUGUAAAGCUGCUUAGAAUGAAGGUCUUUCAGAAGCCAUCCGCACAAUUUUCCACUUAACCCGGAAAUGUUUUUCCUCUACAUGCAUGAAAUCAUGUUGAUUUGUUGAAGUUACACAGAUUAAUAAAUCUCUGAAACUUGA
Cavia porcellus (domestic guinea pig) is the source of this 549-nucleotide messenger RNA. It is a transcript of the gene Coxfa4, whose product is annotated as NDUFA4 mitochondrial complex associated. The record is from RefSeq and is a predicted model, not a curated record. The coding region runs from base 147 to 395 and encodes 82 amino acids. NCBI's taxonomy places the organism in Eukaryota, Metazoa, Chordata, Mammalia, Rodentia, Caviidae. The transcript is spliced from 4 exons.